This is a messenger RNA of Paramecium sonneborni, 1414 nucleotides long. NCBI's taxonomy places the organism in Eukaryota, Ciliophora, Oligohymenophorea, Peniculida, Parameciidae. The record is from the annotation of a GenBank genome assembly.
UAAUAAGAUAUUUUUAUGUCCCUUAAACUUUCAUAUACACUUGGUAAUGGAAGAGCAGGUAAAAUAAUUGUGGCUGCUCAAUUAGCCAACGUCUAACUUAUUAGUGAUUUUGUAGAAUAUAAAUCUUUAGAGGUAAAAGAACUCCUAUUAAUCCUAGACACCUGCAUUUUUAGCUAAAAAUCCUGUUGGUAAGAUUCCAUUGUUAGAGACACCUGAAGGAUAUCUCACUGAAAGCAAUGCCAUUUUAUAAUAUGUUGCUAGAGGAACACCUUUAGUUGGAGUAACAGAGUUCUAAUAAGCUAAAGUAAGGUAAUGGUUAGAUUUUACAUCACUUGAAUUGGAACCUACUCUACUUGGUUUACUAUUACCAAUACUUGGUUAUUAAUUAACAACACCUAAAAAAUAAGAAGAAAUUAAGAAAGAAUUAAAUUGGAAAUUAAAAAUAUUAGAAAAUCAUUUUAAAGCAAACAAUUUCUUAGUAGGUGAAUUAUUGACUGUUGCUGAUCUAAAUUUAGCUACCUAUUUCUAAGGACUAUUUUAAUUUGCUUUUGACAAAUAAUAUAGAACUACAAUUCCAAAUAUUACUAGAUGGUACAAAUAUAUUUCAGAAAUACCAGCAUUUUAAAAUGUAAAAAAAAUAUAAUAUUACAUAAUAGUAUUAUGGAAGAACAAAAUAUUGUGUAAAAGCCUUCCCAAUUCAAUAUGAAUAAGAAUAAUAAUAAUAAUAAUAAUAAAAAUAAGAAUAAAAAUAAGAAUAAUCAUAAAAAUAAUAGAAGUAAUAAUAAUAAUAAUAAUAAUAAUAAUAAAAACCUGCUGCUUAAAAUGAUGAUGAAGAAGAAAAACCAAAAAAAUAAUAAUGUGAAUUUGAUUUAUUACCAUAAUCCCCUUUUAAUAUUGAUGAUUGGAAGAGAUAAUUUUUAGCAUCAAAAGAUUUUGCAAGUGAAUUUAAGACUUUUUGGAAUAUUUUUGAUUCUUAAGGAUGGUCAAUUUGGAUAGUUAAAUACAUUAAAGGUGAAUCAGAAGGAAAAGUGUUAAUUUAAUUUAGAAAUAAUUGUAGUGGAUUUUUAUAAAGAGCUGAUCCUCAUUUUAAGAAAUGGGCAUUUGCUAUUCAUGGUGUAUAUGGAGAUGUUCCUGAUCUUUAAAUUAGUGGUGCUUGGAUAUGGAGAGGAACUGAAAUCCCUUAAUAUUUGGUAUUAGUUUUGUUAAUCUAUAUAUAGAAAGAUCAUCCAACUUUUGAAUAUUUAUAAUUGACAAAACUUGACGCUUCAAAACCAGAAGACAGAGUACUAUUUGAAGAAUAUUGGUUAAAUUAGACUGAAGAUGAAUCAAAAGUUUAAGGACUUACAGCUAGAGCAUUAUAUUAUUUUAGAUGAAUUAAAUAUGUAUAAAAACACACAUAUGUCAUAAUGUAAAC